AUGAAUCACAUUGGAGAGACUGAUCUGGAAGAGAAGAAAAAACUGGAGGCAAUAAAAAUGGAUCUGAAAGAAAAGGAAGAGAAAUUUGAAGCCGAGGAAGCUCGUUAUCAAAAACUGGUUGUUCAGGGGCUCAAAACUAAUGCCGAGUAUCAAGAUGUCCGCAAAGAGUUAAUAAGUUGGAUUGGCUCCCCAAAUGCUCGAGCCACAAUUUCAGUGAAAAGGUUGGGCGAACUUGAUCGUAAGCCAUUUUUGGAAUCAGCUAAGAGAAAGAUUUCUGCUGAAGUGAAUGCGAAAGCAGCAACUAAGAGAGAACUUUUCGAGGAAGCGAAAGUGAAAGCAAUCCUGUGGUGCUCACAGUGGGAAGAAUAUCUUAGGGAUCCUGACUGGCAUCCUUUCAAAAUUAUAACUGACAAAGAAGGGAACUCCAAGGAAAUUUUAGGCGAAGAAGAUGAAAAGCUGAGAAGUUUGAAGGAUGAGUUUGGAGAUGAGGUGUAUGAUGCAGUAGUUACAACUCUAAAGGAGUUAAAUGAGUACAAUCCUAGUGGUAGGUACCCAAUAUCGGAACUAUGGAAUCAUAAAGAAGGAAGGAAGGCUAUAUUGAAGGAGGGUACAGUUUUGGAUUAUGUGUUGGCUGCUACAAUAUUGAGAGCUAUUAGUGUUGCAAUUAUUGUUAUUGUUAUUACAUUUGGAGAUCAUGCUCUACUGAUGUAUAGAAUAUCUGAACAUACUCGUCACGAGUCUGAUUUUGAGUACUACAAGCGUAAAUAUUACAAUGACUUGAAGGAUGGUUACUCAGGUUCAACAUAUAUUAUCAAGGAAAUAAGCAGGAUGUGGCAGGUUGAACGCGAAUAUCUGGUGAAUGUGGCUAAGGAUCAUGAAAAAACUAGGCUAGAAUUGGAAGCUCGGAGGAAUGAACUUAUGUCCCAUGAAAAGGAUCUGCAGAAGCGUCAAGCCGAUAAUCAUAAUGAGAUAGAUAAGCUAUUUCUUGAGAAGAAACAGAAUGAGAUGGCAAUAGCAGAGCAAAAAAAGGCGGAUGAACAAAUGAUGCAUUUGGCCGAUAAACACAAGAAGGAGAAAGAAAAACUUCACAAUAAAAUUCAUGACCUGGAGAGAGAACUUGAUGAAAAACAUGGAUUGGAAUUGGAAAUUGAACAGCUGAGAGGAGCUCACAAAGUAAUGAAGCACAUCGGAGAGACUGAUCUGGAAGAGAAGGAAAAACUGGAGGCAAUCAAAAUGCAUCUGCAAGAAAAGGAAGAGGAAUUGGAAGUUGUGGAAGAUCUUAAACAAAUGCUGGUUAUUUGGGAGCGCAAAAUUAAUGACGAGUUGCAAGAUUCCCGCAAAAAAUUAAUAAGUUGGAUUUGCUGCUGCCCAGAUGCUCGAGCCACAAUUUCAGUUAAAAGGAUAGGCGAACUUCCUAUUAAGCCGUUUUUUGAUGCAGCUAAGAGAAAGUUUUCUGAUGAAGCGCAUGUGAAAGCAAUGGAGUGGUUUUCGAAGUGGGAUGAACAUAUUAGGGAUUGCAGCUGGCUUCCUUUCAAAAUUGUAAUCGACAAAGAAGGGAACUCCAAGGAAAUAUUAGACGAAGAAGAUGAAAAGCUGAGAAGUUUGAAGGGUGAGUUUGGAGAUGAGGUGCAUGAUGCAGUAGCUACAGCUCUAAAGGAGUUAAAUGAGUACAAUCCUAGUGGUAGGUACUCAAUACCGGAACUCUGGAAUCAUAAAGAAGGAAGGAAGGCUUCAUUGAAGGAGGGUGUUUCCGAUUUAAUAAAGCAAUGGAAGCAAUCGAGAUCAAAUCAACGAAGGAGAAUUUGAGGCAUUAUUUCAGUGGUAAGAACUUAGUAUUAGACUUAUAUGCAGAAAAUUUAAUAUAAAUUCUAGCUUUAACAGACUCUCCGGCUCAAAUUAUAUCUCCGGAUGGUGAUGGUGAUACUUCGUUUAAUUGUGAUAUAUAAUGUAAUAUCAUAUAUACUAUUUUAGCAGAUAAUGUGAGCAUUUUAAAUGUUUUUGAAAAUAUUUAGUUAUAA
Molecule: messenger RNA, 2018 nt
Organism: Trifolium pratense (red clover)
Lineage: Eukaryota; Viridiplantae; Streptophyta; Magnoliopsida; Fabales; Fabaceae
Product: factor of DNA methylation 4-like
Exons: 10
Coding region: 1-1806 (601 amino acids)
Biological process (GO): gene silencing by siRNA-directed DNA methylation
Source: RefSeq, a predicted model, not a curated record